This is a messenger RNA of Brassica rapa (field mustard), 1248 nucleotides long. Its product is annotated as transcription initiation factor TFIID subunit 9. The record is from RefSeq and is a predicted model, not a curated record. Gene Ontology annotation, biological process: DNA-templated transcription initiation; RNA polymerase II preinitiation complex assembly. Gene Ontology annotation, cellular component: transcription factor TFIID complex; SAGA complex. Gene Ontology annotation, molecular function: transcription coactivator activity; protein heterodimerization activity; RNA polymerase II general transcription initiation factor activity. NCBI's taxonomy places the organism in Eukaryota, Viridiplantae, Streptophyta, Magnoliopsida, Brassicales, Brassicaceae.
AUCAAAAUGCAGCAUUUUCAUAAUUUUAGGAAUUAAUUUGAGGUUAUUUCUGUAGUGUUUAUUUUUCAAUUCCAAAUGUGCGGAUUGCCUUGCAAAAAGAGCUCAAGCACGUGGAAAUCUUAACGAGAACCUGCUGAUAAAUGUGGUUCUCUCUUGAAUUAUGUUGCAAUCGACCUAAUAUAAUUUAAUAGAUGGUGUUUCAGAAAAAAAAAAGAAAAGAAAUUCCAUCUACUUGUAAAAAAAAAAAAAAAUUCCAUCUACUAUAACCAAACCUUUGGUGUUUAUAUAUAAAACUCCUGUACCCAAGAAAUCUAAAUCCGACCCAGAAGAUCGAAUGGCUAAGCUUUUGGCCUAUCGUUUCUAACCGCUAAACGCAAGAGAGAGCGUCUCGCGUUCUACUAAAUUGUAGUUUUACCCUCAGUGUUACAGGUAUUUACAAACUAUACCAAAAAUAAGAUCUACUUCUAGUGAAGAGAGAAAUUAACUCGCCGGCCGUUCUCCGUCGUGCAUCUGUCGCCGCUCUCCACUCGUAUUAGUGAAAAUAAAAACAAUGGCUGGAGAGGGUGAAGAAGAUGUGCCCAGAGACGCCAAGAUUGUCAAGUCUCUGCUUAAGUCGAUGGGCGUGGAGGACUACGAGCCUCGCGUGGUCCACCAGUUUCUUGAACUAUGGUACCGUUAUGUGGUCGAAGUGUUGACAGAUGCUCAGGUUUACUCGGAGCAUGCUAGCAAAUCCACCAUUGACUGUGACGAUGUGAAGCUAGCUAUUCAAUCCAAAGUUAGUUUCAGCUUCUCGCAGCCUCCUCCAAGAGAGGUACUGCUAGAGCUAGCUGCGAGCAGGAACAAGAUUCCUUUGCCGAAAUCGAUAGCAGGACCAGGCAUUCCGCUCCCGCCUGAACAGGACACGUUGCUUAGUCCAAACUACCAGCUCGUCAUUCCGAAGAAGUCAGCUUCAACAGAACCUGAAGAAACAGAGGACGACGAAGAAAUGGCGGAUCCUGCACAAUCAUCAUCUCAGGAACAGCAAACGUCAGAGCUUCCGAGCCAAACUCCUCAAAGGGUGUCUUUCCCUCUCUCUAGGCGACCUAAAUAAGUUAAAGAGAGAGAGAGAGAGAGAGAGAGAGAGAGAGAGAACACUGAAAAAAACUGUUACGUAUCAAGAUUGUAGAGAAUGUUAACGAGUCAUUUAUCUCAAGUUGUGGAGCCUUCAACACUUAUAUAAGCAUCUUCUACAAUUUUUUAAAAUCUUAA